AUGAAUUUUAGUUUUAUAUUUUCAGAUAUGUAUGUGGAGACUAUGGAGGAAGACCUAAAGAUUGCGAAUAUGAAAGAAGAGAUCAUUUCCAUCAAGGAAGAAAUCCUUCAAUCCUUUACUGUAGAAAGUACACCAGUUGCACAGAAACAAGAUGUACAGAAUGAAAAUGUACAUAGAGUAAAUGUACAGGAAAUAAAUGUACAUGGAGAAAACGUACAGCAAGAAAAUGUACAGUUAGAAAAUGCCAAUGUCAGCAAGCUUCAAAACAACUUCAAGGAAUUUAUCUUUAAGAACCGCAAUCAGAAAGAAAAUAUACACAAAGAAAAUGUACAGCAGGAGAAUGUACUGCAGGGGAAUGUACGACAGGAGAAUGUACGGCAGGGGAAUGUACGACAGGAGAAUGUACUGCAGGAGAACGUACUGCAGGGGAAUAUACGGCAGAAAGAUGUCCAAACAGCGGAUACAGUGGCUAUAGAAAAAGACCUGGUGGAAGUGGAUCCCGGGAUAUCUGAAACUAUAAAAAAUAUCCCUGCAAUAAGUGUGAAUAUGUUUCAACUACAAAAGGUUGUUUAAAAAGACAUAUCGAAAGCAAACAUCAAGGAAUAAGAUAUCCUUGUGAAGAAUGUGAUUAUACUGCAACCGAGCCCGGGAAUCUGAAUAAACAUGUAAAGCACAUUCACAAGAAAGUUAAAUAUCCGUGUAAACAGUGUGAUUUUGUUUCAAAUGAUCCUGGAAAUCUUAAGAAACAUGUGAACAUGAAACAUAAUGGUGUAAGAUAUCAAUGUGAAGAGUGUAAUUUUUUAGCAAAAUGCAAAAACACUUUGAAGUAUCAUAUGCAGAGUAAACAUCAAGGAAUAAGAUAUCCAUGUGAUCAUUGUGAUCAUGCAGCCAUUACACCUGGAAGUCUAAAAGUACAUGUUAGUGAAAUGCACGAA
Messenger RNA from Eurytemora carolleeae, 935 nucleotides. RefSeq lists its product as uncharacterized. The record is from RefSeq and is a predicted model, not a curated record. The transcript is spliced from 2 exons. Bases 1 to 573 code for a protein of 190 amino acids. NCBI's taxonomy places the organism in Eukaryota, Metazoa, Arthropoda, Copepoda, Calanoida, Temoridae.